UUCCUGCUUGUCUGAGGUCAUUGUAACCUGGUAUCACUAAACUGAUUUAAUCUCGAGAUCACAAUAAUUGCCUAUAAUGAAUACACCUGUUAUGUUGAGUACAGACUGUUCGACGAGAUGUUCAUAUAAGAAAAGGUCGAUACAACGUAAUACAACCGACAAGCUAAGCUCCAUGCUGGAUGUACCUGUGAAUGUCCAAGUUCCACGAUGUGCUCUUUCAGUAAAUGCUUCGAGGCUGUGUCUGACUUUUUCCAGAGGAUUUUCGACACCAUCGGCGUUUUCAUUGGCACCUACCCAGUUGUCCUCAUAAUUAUGUCACUUUCGGUAACUAUUGGUCUCAGCUGUGGUAUGAUAACACUGUCCAGCGAGUCAGACACGGAGACAUUGUACACGCCUACUAACAGCCGAGCAUCACAAGACAGAGUUCAGUACCAGGCCACGUUUCUCGAUGCCACGAGAAGCAACUACCGCGGAUAUGCACUGUCAGAUCUCGCCAUGUUUGGCCGCCUUGUAGUAAGCAGUGCAACAGGUGGGAACAUACUGUCCAAUGUAUCAUUGGAAGAAAUACGGAACCACAUCAGAAUAAUAAAACAUUUCAAUAUUACAUAUAAUGGUGUGGUGUUCAAAUAUGACGAUAUUUGUGCUCGACAAGAUGGGAGUUGUUUUGUGUCAGGAGAGCUCCUUGUAACAGAUGCUGUAUACCAAGCCUAUCUAACUGGCGGAAUCACUUACCCAAACUGGAAUAACAUUGACUUAUCAGCAAUUCUUGGCCAGGUUGAUUCAACAGGUGGAAAACUAGUGUCUGCAAAGUACCUGAGCAUUACGUUUAAUUUACGAAUGGAUUCAGCUUAUAACAAGGCAAAGGCAAAAGCCUGGGAAGAGGAGUUUCUGAAGAGAGCGGCAGCUUUAGACACAACAUCUACCAGGUUAAACUACGCCGCCUCACAUUCGUUGGACACAGAGCUGAACAAAAACACAAACGGAGACAUUGUGUUCUUCUCUAUAACGUUCACGUUAAUGAUCACGUAUGCCACUGUCGUUGUCGGCGGUGAUGCGGUGUCAUCGAGGGCGUGGGCAUCUUGGGCAGGAGUGAUGGCAGCUGGAUUUGGCAUCAUCUCAUCGUUCGGACUUGUCAGUUUUUGUGGUGUGAAGUUUGUCAAUAUCGUCGGUGUAACACCAUUUCUUAUCAUAGGUAUCGGUGUGGACGACAUGUUCCUGUUGAUGUCCAGCUGGGCGGAGACCUACCCUCUCCGAGACCAGACUGUAGCCUCCAGGAUGGGGAAGACAUUUGCUUCAGCUGGUAUCGGUAUCACCAUCACGUCCCUCACGGAUCUCCUGGCCUUCGUUAUCGGCGCGUCUUCUGUUUUUCUCAGUGUCAGGAAUUUCUGUCUCUAUACAGGUGUGGCCGUCAUCUUCUGCUACCUAUACCAGUGCAUCUUCUUUUCCCCUUGCCUGGCCCUCCAUGGCCGUCGUGUUGACAGCAACAGACAUUGCAUGACCUGUCUCAAAACCAAAUCCAGAAACGAAUUCAGGAACGAUGGCACCUCAACAUGUAAAGUGUUCUGCUGUGGAGGGUCACCACCAACAAAGAGGGGGCAGGACGAACGAUACGUUGAGACCCUGCCACGGAAGUACCUGCCACGAAUGCUUCUGAAUAUGUGGGGGAAAAGUAUUGUUAUUCUCAUAUAUAUUGCAUACCUUGGCGUGUCCAUAUGGGGAACCCUGAACUUCAAACAAGGUUUGAUUCUGAAGAAUCUAGUGUCCACAGAUUCAUACUAUCAUUCCUAUAGUGAGACAUAUGAUACACACUUCUCCAGUUCUUUUCCUAUCCCGUUUAUAUUUGGCCCAACCACAAAUUACACAGAUAAGAAUGCAGUAAAUCAUAUGGAGUCUCUGAUUGAUACUGCAAAAGCAGACUCUGGGGUAGACGAGAAUUCACUUAUUUGUUGGUACUAUUCUUACAGAGCAACAACUGCUUAUGAUAACAGCAGCAAUGUCGCUUUUGUAUCAGGGUUGAAAACAUUUCUUACAACAACCACAGUAUUUGAUAAUGAUGUUGUAUUUGACUCAUCCGAAACUGCUGUCAAAGCUUCCCGAUGUUAUUUUUUAUCAACAAAUAUUAAAGAAUCCAACGCCCAGGCCCAUGUGAUGGUUCGAAUGAGGGCUUUGGCAGACAACUCACCUCUCUCUGUCUACACCUUCCAUCCUGCUUACAUCUUCUUUGAGCAGUAUGUUGCUAUCCUACCCAGUACAUUGCAAACUGUGGGCGUCGCACUCGCUGUUAUGACUGUCGUGACCGGCAUCUUCCUUCCUCAUCCUCUCCUGGUUUUCCUUGUGGUCAUUAACAUUGUUUCUAUCCUCGUUGGCAUCUUCGGGUUCCUUCAUGUCUGGGGACUGAGUCUCAGUUCAGUGACAAUGAUCCACCUCAUCAUGUCUGUUGGCUUCUCGGUAGACUUUAGUGUGCACGUGUGUUCUGCCUAUAUGAUUGGGAAGGGAAGAAACAGGAGAGAGAAAGUCGAAUCUGCCAUAGCCCAUGCAGCUGGUCCCAUAUUAAAUGGUGGAUUGUCAUCUUUUCUGGGCAUUCUUGUGCUGGUGUUCUCAAGGUCCUACAUCUUCAACUCGUUCUUCAAGAUCAUGUUUACAGUCAUCCUGUUCGGUAUGUUGCAUGCCGUGUUUCUUCUCCCUUUGAUACUCUCUAUUCUUGGGCCAGUAGUCAAAUCUAGAGAUGCAGAGUCCCCUCAGCGUAUUCGACCACAAAUAGCCAACCGCCCACCGACACCUCCCAUUGACUACCCCGUUUGUUGCCAAUGGCGGUACUGAACAUUUUUUAGAAUUGAAAAUUAACUUACAAAAUGUUGUAGAGUGAUUUAUACUUUUCAAAAUCAAAGACACACGCCUCAAUGUUAUAUUCAUUGUCCCCCCUGUGAAUUCACAACAGUUGUAUCAGUCAAAGAGAUAUUUUGGUUUAAACAUAUUUAUUUCCUGAAACCUGGGUUGGUAAACAAACAUUUUAUGCUUAUAUAAAUACCGCCCCAGCAACAUAACAUUCUAAAAUCGUGAUGGUUACAAGUAAAAUAUUUGACAACUCAUGUGUUCAUAGAUAAAUAAAGCAUGCGUUCAUAAGUAAAUGAAGCAAAGAUGCAAUUAACAAUUUGAUGAUAAGUGUUGCAAUGAAAACAAGUGAACAUACAGGCAUACAAGAGUUCUAGCUUUACAGCUUUUGCAAUCAUAAUCUUACGAAACUUGCCUUUAUAGCAUUUACAAAUCGACUGCUUUUAGUUAUGAAGUGAUGAACAGAUUCUAAUAUAUCCGUUUCAACAUUUUUCCUAAAUAACCUGUUACCACAUAAGAUAGUUUCUAGAUCAUAUCCGUAGAUGUAAAAUAAGGCAUUUUUUAUGAUUUCACAACAUUUAGUACAAGUAAAGAAAUAAUGAAAUGAACUCUCAAUUUCGUGCCCACAAGAUCAGACCGGGUUUUCUGAUUCAUAUCUUUGAAAUUUGUCUCAGUUAAGAUCACUGCAUCCUAGUCUCAGUCGAGUGUGAGUUAUUUGACAGUUUCUACUACCAUAAUAUACACCAAAAGUAAAGAUUACAUUUAUUUUGUUUUUUGAUAGAGGCGUACAAUUUCUAACCUCGAGAGCCAGUGAAUUCCAGAGUUUGAUUGUGUCUGGAAUGAAUGAUUUGCAUAUCUUGUUGUUCGGCAGUAAAUGCUUCUCAAAUUAGUGCCAUCACGUUUUCCCUGACUAACUGGGGUAACAGAUGGCACAUAUAGUCCGGUAAUAAACGAUGAUACAUUUUAUGAAGUGUUAGCAAUUUAUAUUCAUUUCACUCAACGAGGUGAAGGAAGUUUCGCGAUAAAUCUUUUCAUGGCUUGUUCCACGGACACCACCACAUAUUGUUCUAAGGGGAUCUAGAUGUAGUUUUUCUGAAGUAAGGCCGUGCUGAUCUGUACAGUUGUCCCAAAUAUGAGAGCAGUAAUCAAAUGAAGGAAGAAUAUAGGAUUUGUACAUGGUCUCUAGUGAUUUUCUGGACAAACGAUAUUUGAAACUUUUAAGACAAUUUAUUAUGGGACUAACAGUUUUAAGAAUGUUGUGAAUGUGUGCGUCACAUGAACAGUUGUUUUGCAGUGUUAUUCCAAAGUGUUUAUGACUUUCAACAUCUUGCAUAGCAAUCCCAUUCAUAAAUAAGUUCGGUUUAGGGUUGAGAACAUUUCUGCGCUCGGACUGCAUAGUUUCUGUUUUUAAGGGAUUAAAAGUAACUUGCCACGUAUUUGCCCAGUUGGAUAUUUUUCUCUAGAUCCUCAUUUAAGCAGUUAGCUGCUUCUAAUGGAUCGUCUACGAUAACAUAAAUGGACGUGUCUUCAGCGAAAAGACUGAUGUUACUGUUAAUCCCAUCGACUAUAUCAUUUAUGUAUAUAAUAAAUAGUAGUGGUCCUAAAACUGAACCCUGUGGAACACCAGCCAUUACGGGUAUUAAUAAUAACAACAACCUUUUGUACUCUAUUUUGUAGAUAACUUUCAAACCAUUUUAGUACAUUUCCUUUAAUUCCAUUUGCCUGAAGCUUUUGGAUAAUUCCCUUAUGCCAGACUUUGUCAAACGCCUUACUAAUGUCGCAGAAAACUGCUCUUAUCUCUUCACCUUCAUCCAGGCCUUUAGCGAUAAGUAUGUUACUUGGUUGGCACAAGAGUCGCCCGGCAUGAAUCCCGACUAAAGAUUGGAGAGUAAAUUGUUGUCUCUAAGGUAAUUAAAAACGUGCUUGAAUACACAUUUUUCAAAGAUUUUAGAUAAACAACUCGUUAAGGCCACGGGUCUGUAGAGCAUUCAUUUGUGCUUCCUUUGUUAUGGAGAGGAAUUACAUUCGCUUCCUUCCACAAGGACGGAAAUAUCACUGCUGUAGGGAAAAUUAAAGAAUAAAGAACUUAGUUAGUAUGGGUGUUUAGGUAUUAGCCGUUAUUUUCAGAAGUUUAUAUCUAAUGACAUCAGUAAUAUCGAGAAAAAUACACAAUCCAAAACUGCUUUCAUAUCCAAACAAAGGUACUCAUUUCAGUAUAAUGUUUUUCAGAAACGAUUGUUAUGUACAUGUAUUAUAUUUCUAGAGAUGUGAUACAUGGUUUGUCUGCUGUAUAUUGCAAAUAGUAGCGACAUGUUUACCAGGGUGUUCCUUGUUGUCUAAAUGUAAUAUUGUAAAAGCAUCCAGUAAUAUAUGUUCAUCUGUCUUUGUGUUGAAUGUGUGUUGCGCAUAUGAAUCAAAAUAAACCCAAGGUCAUCAUACUUCUCCCACAUACAAAACACAAUAUUAUACACACUGGGCUGAGACAAAAGGUUCAAUUCGGAUUUUAGGUGAAUGUUUACGUGGUAGUAAAUGCAAAAAUGCAUAUAAUUUCUUCUUUGAAUGUGAAUUCUUAAAAAUAGAGAAAUAGACACGUUACGCACGAACAUGAAUAGUAAAUACACUGGUUGAUUUCAAUUCGAUGUUAAAUGGAAACUGCGAUUUAUAAGAUCAAGACCAUGUAAAAUAUAUCUUACCUUAACCAUUCAGCUUUAGUGAAUAAGACAUGUUUAAACCCAC
Messenger RNA from Haliotis rubra (blacklip abalone), 5568 nucleotides. Its product is annotated as patched domain-containing protein 3-like. The record is from RefSeq and is a predicted model, not a curated record. The coding region runs from base 208 to 2820 and encodes 870 amino acids. Lineage: Eukaryota; Metazoa; Mollusca; Gastropoda; Lepetellida; Haliotidae. The transcript is spliced from 4 exons. Gene Ontology annotation, cellular component: membrane.